This is a messenger RNA of Oncorhynchus nerka (sockeye salmon), 1496 nucleotides long. RefSeq names its product STKc_CK2_alpha domain-containing protein. Gene Ontology annotation, biological process: peptidyl-threonine phosphorylation; regulation of cell cycle; peptidyl-serine phosphorylation. Gene Ontology annotation, molecular function: protein serine/threonine kinase activity; ATP binding. The record is from RefSeq and is a predicted model, not a curated record. Gene Ontology annotation, cellular component: cytosol; protein kinase CK2 complex; nucleus. The transcript is spliced from 13 exons. Lineage: Eukaryota; Metazoa; Chordata; Actinopteri; Salmoniformes; Salmonidae. Bases 220 to 1398 code for a protein of 392 amino acids.
UACUGUAUAUUUUAAUCUAGUUUACCCCCGUUUAAUUUGCCGUUUUUGCGUAGGAAAAACCUGAAUGUUUAGAUUGUAGUGUAGCCUUCAAUACUUGUUCUGUCGCGCGCAUGUUAUCAUCUCGUGGAAUGAAUGCGGUACCAUAGCUUGCUAACUACUGGGAGUUUUUCCCCGGACACGGAUUGCUGGUCCUGAGGCAGCCUUUGCGUCCACCUGAACAUGUCUGGCCCGGUCACCAGUCGAUCCCGGGUUUACCCCGACGUGAACACACAGAGACCCCGGGAGUACUGGGACUACGAGUCACACGUUGUGGAGUGGGGGAAUCAAGAUGACUACCAGCUGGUGCGAAAGCUCGGCCGAGGCAAAUACAGCGAAGUGUUUGAAGCCAUCAACAUCACAAACAACGAGAAAGUAGUAGUCAAAAUACUCAAGCCAGUAAAGAAGAAGAAAAUCAAGCGAGAAAUCAAGAUUCUAGAAAACCUGCGAGGUGGCCCCAACAUCAUCACACUUCUAGACAUCGUCAAAGAUCCAGUGUCCCGGACUCCAGCCCUGGUUUUUGAACAUGUUAACAACACAGACUUCAAGCAAUUAUAUCAAACGCUAUCAGACUACGACAUACGGUUCUACAUGUACGAGAUCUUAAAGGCCCUGGACUACUGUCACAGUAUGGGCAUCAUGCACCGAGACGUCAAGCCACACAACGUUAUGAUUGACCACGAACACAGAAAGCUUCGCCUUAUAGACUGGGGUUUGGCAGAGUUCUACCACCCUGCUCAGGAGUACAACGUACGAGUGGCGUCCCGAUACUUCAAGGGUCCAGAGCUGCUAGUCGACUACCAGAUGUACGACUACAGUUUAGACAUGUGGAGCUUGGGCUGCAUGCUGGCCAGUAUGAUCUUCAGGAAGGAGCCUUUCUUCCACGGACACGACAACUACGACCAGCUUGUACGAAUCGCAAAAGUCCUGGGCACAGAAGACCUUUAUGACUACAUCGAUAAAUACAACAUCGAGCUAGACCCACGGUUCAACGACAUUCUGGGCAGACAUUCCCGUAAACGGUGGGAGAGGUUUGUGCACAGUGAGAAUCAGCACCUGGUGAGCACCGAGGCUCUGGACUUCCUGGACAAGCUGCUGCGCUACGACCACCACGCCCGCCUCACAGCCCGGGAGGCCAUGGACCAGCCCUACUUCUACCCCAUUGUGAAAGACCAGGCGAGGAUGGGCUCGACAUCAGGGCUGUCGACUGGUUCUACCCCAGUUAGCUCCUCCAGUAUGAUGACAGGCAUCACCUCCAUGUCCUCGUCGCAGCCCCUGGCUAAUGUGGCGGGCUCUCCUGUGAUCUCCUCCCCCAGUGCUCUGGCCACUCAGGUCCCAGCCGCUGCCGGGGCCCAGCCCUGAAUGGUGUCCUCAGCCUGGGGCCUGGGAUGGACCCUCUGUCUGGCCUGGCCUACCCAGCCAACCACCAUUUUUAUGUUGAGUAUAACAGAGACAAAGGA